Molecule: messenger RNA, 1089 nt
Organism: Striga hermonthica
Lineage: Eukaryota; Viridiplantae; Streptophyta; Magnoliopsida; Lamiales; Orobanchaceae
Source: the annotation of a GenBank genome assembly
AUGGCGUCUCCGGAUCUGGUUGCGAAGGCUAAUGAAGCGUUCAUAGACGACCACUUCGAACUAGCCGUUGACCUAUACUCUCAAGCCAUUGCCUUAAGCCCUAGCAACCCCGAACUAUUCGCCGACCGUGCUCAGGCAAAUAUUAAGCUCCAAAACUUCACUGAGGCUGUUGCUGAUGCGAAUAAAGCUAUCGGGUUGAAUUCUUCAAUUACAAAAGCUUAUCUGCGUAAAGGCAUGGCAUGCAUCAAGCUUGAGGAGUACCAGACUGCUAAGGCAGCUUUGGAAAUUGGUGCCUCUUUAGCACCUGGAGAUUCCAGGUUCACUAACUUGAUCAAAGAGUGUGAUGAGCGCAUAGCAGCCGAGCUAGCUGAAGAAUUGCCUGAGAAAUUGGUUGACAGUAGUCCAUCAGUUGUGGUGGCUCCAAAUAAUUUGGCUCCAUCAGUUAGCUUGACCAGCCAAGGAUCAACAGCGUCACUUUCUAAGCCAAAAUACAGGCAUGAAUUCUAUCAGAAACCAGAGGAAGUGGUGGUAACAAUAUUUGCAAAGGGCAUACCAGCAAAUAGUGUUGUGGUUGACUUUGGUGAACAAAUUCUUCAUGUUACACUCGAGGUGCCUGGUGAGGAAGCAUAUCAUCUUCAAACUAGAUUAUUUGGAAAGAUAGUUCCUUCAAAAUGCAAGUAUGAAGUCAUGUCCACGAAAAUCGAGAUUCGUCUUGCCAAGGCAGACACUGUGCACUGGACAUCACUUGAAUACCAGAGAGAUGCUGUUGUUCCGCAGAAAGCAAAUGUAUCAUCAGGCAAUCAGAAACCUGCUUAUCCAUCUUCGAAACCCAAAAGAGUAGAUUGGGAUAAAUUGGAAGCUCAAGUGAAAAAGGAGGAAAAGGAAGAGAAACUCGAUGGUGAUGCGGCUCUUAACAAGUUCUUUAGAGAGAUAUACAAAGAUGCCGAUGAGGAUACUAGGCGAGCAAUGAGCAAAUCUUUUAUUGAAUCGAAUGGAACUGUGCUAUCUACAAAUUGGAAUGAAGUUGGUUCGAAGAAGGUCGAAGGAAGCCCGCCUGAUGGCAUGGAGGUGAAGAAAUGGGAGUACUGA